Messenger RNA from Striga asiatica, 2034 nucleotides. The record is from the annotation of a GenBank genome assembly. NCBI's taxonomy places the organism in Eukaryota, Viridiplantae, Streptophyta, Magnoliopsida, Lamiales, Orobanchaceae.
AAUCUUGGACCGACCUUUUCCAUGAUUUGAUCUGCAUCUUGAACCGGAUAGACCGGGCUGGUGUAACCCCGCACGUCAUUCCUGAAUUUCCGAGGAUAAUCCAGCAAAAUCCGAUGUGCUGUCAAUUUGUGUCAACAAACCAAUCCCGGAUCACAAUCCUCGAUUUCUUUUAAUUUGACGACAAAAAGACUCCAACUUUACUCAUUUUGAUGCGCGCAUAUGGAAUUCAUGUCGACCGGAAGCAAAGGGACAUGGGCUGCUCUCAUCGUAUUUCUUUUGAUCUUUCCAACCUUGUACACCGAAUCAUUCUCGUCCGACCGCGACCUCUUUGCGGCCAAGAAAAAGCGCAUGAGCGACAAAGUUCGCCGGAUGAAGAAAAAUGCAGGAUUGCCACUGAAAAGGGCGUUUUUCAGUUUCAAUACUGUGAAGCCGUGUAAAUUUACUGCUCUUUUCGCUUUGACCCUGCUUGAAAGAACUUUUGUUGUUUCCUUUUGGAGCCAAAUACGAAAUAUGUAUGAGAUUUUGCUUUGGCUAGCAUUAGUAAGGUUUUACCAUGCCUAUGAUAACUACAUGAUGUAUGCAUUCCCGCAUGAUGAAUUGAAACCUCUGACAAGAGCUUACACAGAUUCUUUAAGUGAGCUUGGAAAUUUGAAUCUUGAACAUUUGCCACAAGAGUACAAUGGUUCUGCUCUCACUCUCAUUGAAUCACUAUCGAGCCUUGCAGUCUUGGGGAACGAUACUGAGUUUGAAAAAGCAGUUCUAUGGCUAUCAGAAAAUUUAACAUUUGAUGUUGAUGCAAGGAUAAAUCUUUUUGAGUGCAACAUAAGAGUACUUGGAGGACUUGUGUCUGCUCAUAUUCUUGCAACUGAUUCUACAAACAGGUUAACUAAAGGAACUUACAAAAACCAGCUUCUUGCCCUGGCUGAGGAUUUGGGACAGCGGUUUUUACCUGCCUUUAAUACUCCUACUGGGCUGCCUUAUGCAUGGAUCAAUUUAAAGUAUGGUGUGAUGGAGAAUGAGAUAACCGAAACAAGCACAUCCGGUUGUGGUUCUCUAAUUCUUGAAAUGGGUGCGCUUUCACGUUUGACUGGAGACCCAAGAUUUGAGUCUGCUGCUUUACGAGCUUUACGCAAAUUAUGGAGUAUGAGGAGUUCCUUAAAUCUUUUGGGGACAACGCUUGAUGUACAAACUGGGGAGUGGAUCGAGUACUCAUCUGGAAUUGGGGCUGGGGUUGAUUCGUUUUAUGAAUACCUACUGAAAGCACAUCUUUUGUUCGGGAGGGAAGAGUUUUGGAGGAUGUUUCAGUCUGCUUAUGUUGCGGUUCUUGCUGGGGAUAUUCCGGCUGCUAACUCAUCACAUCGCGAAUUUUUCCAUGUAUGGCAGAAAUUUGGAGUAUUACCUGAGAGAUAUCUCCUAGAUCAUCAAAUGCUGCAUCCAACCGAGAAAUACUAUCCCUUACGUCCAGAGUUUGCUGAGUCGACAUUUUACCUGUAUCAAGCAACCAAAGACCCGUGGUAUCUUGAAGUGGGCAAGACAAUUAUAAACUCCUUGAAUUUGUACACACGAGUCAAAGGUGGCUUUGCAAGCGUUCGAGACGUGACGACUAUGGAGUUGGAAGACCAUCAACAUAGUUUCUUUCUUGCUGAAACGUGCAAGUAUUUGUAUCUACUCUUUAACGAUUCAUUCUUGGUCGAUAAAAAUUACAUAUUUACAACCGAAGGUCACCCGCUGCCAAUUUUAGGCUCUUGGCACGAGAAGCUUCCAGAAGCUUAUAUUCCCAGUAAUUGGACUUCCGUUAAGGAUGAAGGUCGACCCAGACGAGCCAGUGCAAUGUCGUUGAGAAUAUGCCCUGCUGCCAAUUCAAACUGCAGGCAUAAUAAUAACCAUCAGUCGAUCGAGAGUGUUUGUCAUAUUCCCGAUUUACGUCCCGAUCACAGGUGUUUGACUGACGAGGAUUGUGGGGUUGACUCGACUUCUUGCAGGCGGAGAUUGUGUAGUAUGGCUGGUUAUUGCGGUCUGUGGCAGACCAUAUGA